Periophthalmus magnuspinnatus is the source of this 6297-nucleotide messenger RNA. RefSeq names its product Rho related BTB domain containing 4 (gene rhobtb4). Gene Ontology annotation, biological process: small GTPase-mediated signal transduction. Bases 335 to 2539 code for a protein of 734 amino acids. NCBI's taxonomy places the organism in Eukaryota, Metazoa, Chordata, Actinopteri, Gobiiformes, Gobiidae. Gene Ontology annotation, molecular function: GTPase activity; protein binding; GTP binding. The record is from RefSeq and is a predicted model, not a curated record. The transcript has 11 exons.
GACUUGGAGGCGUGUCUUUGCACAAAUCAGCUGGGGAAACAACAACAAAAAGGGGUGGCUCAGACUAGAACACGUCCAAGCCACAAUUGUUUCCAUGAAUUUAUAAAACUACUCAGCGUGUAACAGCUGAUCAGCCCAGCAGACAGUUCUACUCCAGACCAGACGGAAAUAAGACACUCUAAGGACAAGGAUGUGUGAGCAGACAGGGGUCCUCGCGCAGCGUCUGCAGUUUGAACGUGCUCCUUAACCAAAACCAAGUCGACAAUUUAUUUUUUCUCUUGCUUCUUCGUGCUUUGUCCGAUUUAGGGACGGGCUAAAUCACCAACAGAGUGGCAUGUGGGUCAAUUCCGGAACCGUCGGAAGGGCCCUCUCCAUGGAUAUAGACACAGACUAUGAGCGGCCCAAUGUGGAAACCAUUAAAUGUGUGGUGGUCGGGGAUAACGCAGUCGGCAAGACCAGGCUCAUCUGCGCGCGGGCCUGCAAUGCCACCCUCACUCAGUAUCAGCUGCUCGCCACCCACGUGCCAACCGUCUGGGCCAUUGACCAGUAUAGAGUAUGCCAGGAGGUGUUAGAGCGAUCGCGUGAUGUCGUGGAUGAGGUCAGCGUGUCUCUGCGGCUUUGGGACACCUUUGGGGAUCAUCACAAGGACAGAAGAUUUGCGUAUGGCAGGUCGGACGUUGUGGUACUUUGUUUCUCUCUGGCUAACCCAAACUCCCUGCGUCACGUCCGUACCAUGUGGUUUCCGGAGAUCAAACACUUCUGUCCUCGGACGCCUAUCAUCCUGGUCGGCUGCCAGCUGGAUCUGCGCUACGCUGACCUGGAUGCCGUUAACCGUGCCCGCCGACCCUUAGCCAAACCCAUUAAACCAACAGACAUUCUCCCACCAGAAAGAGGCCACGAGGUCGCAAAGGAGCUUGGUAUCCCUUACUAUGAGACAAGUAUAGUAGCUCAGUUCGGAGUCAAGGAUGUUUUCGACAAUGCCAUCCGAGCCGCCCUCAUCUCCCGCCGCCACCUGCAGUUCUGGAAGUCCCAUCUGAAGAAGGUCCAGAGGCCACUACUCCAGGCCCCCUUCCUACCCCCUCGCCCUCCACGGCCCAUAGUAGGAAUCCCAGACCCCCCGCCGUCUGAUGGAGAAGGCCCUGAUUCUCUGUUCUGCCAGCCCCUCUGCGCCGAUGUCCUCUUUCUCCUCCAGUGCGGCGCCACUCGAGUCUUCGCACACAAAGUUUAUCUUGCUACAUCCUGCUCCAAAUUCUAUGACCUGUUCACUCUGGAUUUGGGUGGGUUAUCUAAAGGGCAGGUGGGGGAAGAUCAGGAGAACAAAGAAAACAUGGAACUAGAAGAAGAGGAUGAACACACACGGAGAGGAGCGAAGGAGCAGGCAGGUCGUACCAAAAGUCUGGACAUUGACAAAGAUGGGAUUCAGGGAGGGGUGCAGGUGUUGAGCCGACCCCAGCUCCUGCAGCAGGGCUCUCUGAGGACUUCCCAGAGUGAUAACGCUCUGCCUUCUCGAGCUCAGUACACAGUGGGGGUGCUGGGGACCGGACGGGCACUUUCAGGGUGGGGCAGGGGUUUUCUGAGUGUUUGUCUGGAGCAUGUGGAAGAUCCCAUGACGGGACGCCCUCGACUGAUGACUGUGGUUGCCAUGGAUGCUCUCAUACAAGAAGAACCGUUUAAGGCCGUGCUCCAGUACCUCUACACGGGCAGCUUGGAUGAGGGCAGAGGGGAUCUGAUGCAGGUGGCCACUAUAGCCGAGCUGCUGGAAGUGUUUGACCUGCGGAUGAUGGUGGCCAAUGUGCUGAACCGAGAGAGCUUCAUGAACCAGGAGAUUACCAAGGCUUUCCACGUGCGCAGGGCCAACCGGAUCAAGGAGUGUCUCAGCAAGGGGACUUUCGCUGAUGUGGUGUUCCGCCUGGAUGAUGGCUCUCUUCCGGCUCACAAGCCCCUGCUCAUCUCCAGCUGUGACUGGAUGGCUGCGAUGUUCCGUGGAUCCUUCAUGGAGAGCUACACUGACGAGGUGUCCAUCCCCAACACAAGCACAGCAUGUAUGCGAGGGGUGCUGGAGUUCCUCUACUCUGGUCUGCUGACUCCCAGCCCAGGUCUGGAGCCCAUAGAACUUAUAGUUCUGGCCAAUCGUCUCUGUUUGCCACGCCUUGUCGCACUCACCGAACAACAUGCUGUUGAGGAGCUGCUUCAGUUGGCAGUGAAAGGAAUGGAUAUUGAUGGGCAAGUGUUGGCCUAUUUGGAACUUGCACAGUUUCACAAUGCCAAACAGCUGUCAGCUUGGUGUCUUCAUCACAUCUGCACUAACUAUAACAGCAUAUGCCGCAAGUUUCCCAAAGAUAUGAAGGCCAUGUGUCCAGAUAACCAGAGGCACUUUGAGAAGCAGCGUUGGCCUCCAGUGUGGUUCUUAAAGGAGGAGGACCGUUACCUGCGCUCCCAAAAAGAACGUGAGCGUGAGGAGGAGAUUCUGCGCAAGCAGCACACCAAAAGGGGCUGGUGUUUCUGGAGACACCCGUCUUCCUCUCCACACAUCUCCUGAAGUCUGCUCCCGAGGCUAAAGAGAGAACUCAGUCACAGCACUACUGUGCCUGAAUGUUUGGUGAAUGUUUGGGACUUAUCUGAUGAAUUUGGGUUUAGGUGUGGUACAGUGGUGUGAAUAUGUAGCUGUGGGUGACACUUGUGCUUCCCAGUGCCGUCCUUCUGUUCCUCCACUUAAACUGGUCCCUCCAGUGACAGAGCACCCAGAGUGUGCACUGGGUGCAAGGGCUCUGAUCUCUCAGUUUGCAUCCUUCACACUGACCUUAAGGCUCCCUGUGCUGAGCUAAUUCUGCCUUCACUUGUACACAGACUGUUAGCUUGCACACAUAAACACGGUCACCCCUCCAAAACCAGCACUGGAAACAGGAACACUGAUAAUGUCUUUUUGAUUUUUAUGAUAUUCUGUCCUCUUCAAUAUCUUUCAAGAAUUACGUUAUCAGGAGACUUCAUGGACACUACUCCCAGAAAAAAAAAAAAAAAAAAAAAAAAUUGCUAUGACUUGAUAAUGGCAAUUAACCCCCAGUCAAGUGGUCUUCUGUGUCUAUCAACAAGCUGCCAAACUCUUUGGUGCUUGGCAGAAAUAGAAAAAUGCAAACUUAUAUGAAUGAUCUGAAUUAACCCCUAUGCACUUUGUAUGCGCUCUGACAGUGACCACUACUAACGACAUAGGUUUUGGGGACCUCUUUACUGGCAGAAGGAUAAGUGCUUAUUUUACUAACAAUUUUACUUGUUUUAUAAUACCAAAGCUGUGAUUUAUUUUAAUCCAAACAUGGUUCUGCAAAAGGUGAUGGAAUAUAUAUUUAGAAAGUAUUUGAAAUAUAACUGUAAGGUGUAGGUUUGUUUUUUGGAGAAAUGUACAUACUGCCUUCCAUUUCCUUUUGCUAUAAUUGAAAAUGGUGCUUAACAUAUAAUUUUAUAGUGUUCACAUGCAAUUUUAUGCUGACAGUGUCUCAAGAGUUUUAGUGUUUACCACAAAACACUUUUGAAGGUAUUCAAAUGGGAAAGUAUUGUGAUUCUUCUUAGCGUGUCUGGGCUCACAUAGGGUUGGUGAUAUUAGAAUGUGUAAAACUAUGACCCACCCCAUGGCCUCUGCUGCUUUAUUUUAUAUAAUUCUUCUUAACCAGAAAAUAGUGCUUUUGUUGUGAUUGAAUAGUUGAAGUGCAGAUGAGAGCACAUCACAUUUGUUUUUGUUGAGUGAUAAUUUCUUUGGGCUCUGGGCCUUUAUGUGAAAACAAGACAUUGUGGUGAUGACUUUCUAUUAACACAUUGUUCUAUUUGUGUUUGUGUGCCCCUUAGCAUCACCAGUGCGACUGCUGCAGAAAGACGGAUUGUGUGAGACACGUGGUGUGUUCUCCAUGGGAGAUGUGUCAAAGUUAUUGUCAGCUACAGAAAUUGAAGGUAGAAAGGAUCUCACAAGACUUAAGUGAGAAAUUGGCAAAUUCCUCUUUGAAUUAUGUACAAGAGAUGGAAAAGCAUAACCAGGCUCCGUCUGUUAUUUUAGUACAUUCAACCAGCUACAUUUGUUUUCUUUUCAAACUGACACCUGAAUAUCCCGUGUAUAUUUGGGUUUAGGUGGUUGCAUGGAUCUGAUCAGUAAUUCUUUUCCUAUUGUCCAUGUGCCUUAUAAUAGUUGGACAACCAGAGUCAGGUAGAAUUUCAGCUAAAUUCUCAGUAAGAAUCUGCAGACUGGUUCUGUGGUAGAUGAUCCACAAUAAUCAUAUAAAGGGUGAUGGUGUUGUUCUUAUGCACUCUCAGCCAUUAUAUCAAAUGGAGAGGUCUUCUGAGCCAACCUGAGCCAUGCCCGUGGAGCACCUUUGUCUGUUUGUCAUAGAUUUGCUGACAGAUGGCCUUCACUUAAACUUUUAUAAUUGUAAUAGAAGCAACUUUGGCCUUAGAAUAGUUGGCUUAUUUCAUAUUGUGAUAAUGUUUGGUUUUAAUGCUCCACUUACCUUUUAGAGAGGAAGCUAAUCAAGCAAUGGUUUGACAGCUUGAUUCCUGCAGUCUACAGAGUUAAGCACUGGCUGGUCUCGGUGCGUAGUGCACGGUUAGCCUGUAGUCUUUACAAUGACACUCGGUGUUGGAAUGCACUUUCUUUGGUUUGAUGUUUAUUACUAUACCUGUGCUUAACACAAAUGGUUUAUUAUGUUCUAUUUUCUGAUGAUUGUAGCAUGCUAUUUACACCUAUACCCUAAAAUGGUUAUUGUUAAACUCUGUGGUAGCUUUUAAUUUUGCUAUGUUGCUUUAUGCACAAAUCAGCUUUACUAAAUGAGCUCUAUGCAGCUCAAAGUAGCAUAUUAUAUUAGGCAAGCACAUCCCCAGAAGUUCCCAAUAUGCAAAUCAAUGGGUUCUUGACCAAAGUGUUUGGUUUGACCCUAAGGUGCUGUUACCAUUAAAACAUUUCUGUCAAAUUAAUACCUAAAAUUUGCAACGGCCAAACUAUACUUUUGAAUUGUAUACACAGAAAUAAGUAAUGGUAGACCCUAAAAAUAAGCAGUUUUAUCUGCAUGUGAGGAGGAAAGAUUAGGUUGCAUGUUUCUUUGAGCAUUCACCCUAUAUGCAUAUGGAUUUAUUAAUGUAAAUGAUAAUAUUUUGUUUCUGAAUGCUUGCUCACAGCUUCUAAUUGGCUUUGGGUUAUGGGAUAAUGUGAAAUAUUUCUUUUUAUAAUUGUGCAACACUGACACCUACUGGCCAAAAUGUGUUUAGUCCAUUAUUUGCAAGGCCUCAUUUCCAGUAGAGCCUGCCAUCACUGUUAGGUGUCUCCUUUUCUGUGCCUUGAGUUAAACCUCACUCUUUUGGCUGUGUACUGGCUCUGCAUCCACAGCUUUCAGAGCUCUAAAGAGUUGAUAAAGCCAAGAAACACACAAGAGCACAGAAACUACAGUAGGCAGCUCUCAUUUCUGUAUAGUAUCUUAUCGCACGGUGUUUUUGACUUCCUUUACGAUGUUUAAGAAGCAUUAUAUGAACUUCCACCUGCACGUCUAGAGUAUUGUCUAUGCUAAAAUGCUAACAGGUCAUAUUUCUAACCCAGCAGUUAAAGCAGUGUUUUUCCAGUGUUGCAUUCAUUGAGGUGCCUGUAUGUCUUGCGAUGUAGCCUGUCACUACUAAUAUUGUGGACAUGCCCAGUUCUUGUCCAUCUUCUCUUAGGUCUUCUUCUCUUUAAGCCAAAAUGAAGUCAAAUACCCUAUUCUUGCUUAGCUACAAUAAUUUAUACUGCAAUCUUGCAAGGAGACUUAUAGAGUAUGUAAAUUGUGCUUUAAGUCAAGUUGUAAGUGUUGCUGGUUUAAACAGAAAAAGCAUAAGUUUCUCUCCACGCUUUAUGUGUUAAAGUGUUUGUAUGAGGCCCAGUGUUUUGGGUCAUAUACUUCUACUGUCAUGGUGUUUAACCUCCGGUCUUUACUGUACUUUAAGUGGAUGGUAUUGACUUGGUCUGUAGUAUUAUGAUGCACCUUUGUUCCUUAUGACUCAUAUGGUAUGGGUUUUUAUUAACUUUAUUACUACCACUUUUGUUGUGUAUAUUACAAUAAAAGGCAAAAAGAGCACACAAUACACAACUAAAACUAUCAAGGGCUUUCAAACAAUCUACAACAAUCAGAAUGUUUUUGCGACUGUUGCAAAAAUGUUGUGAAGCUUAACGUUUGUAAUAUUUUUAAACCACUGAUUUGUACAAAAAAUAUUGAGAAAAUGCGAUAAAAAGCUUCUUUUUGCCAUUUCAGUAUUUUGAUGUUUGACAUGGGUUUAUUAAAACUGAUAAUCUUUUAA